AUGUUUCUAUUCACUUCGGAAUCCGUGGGCGAAGGGCAUCCGGACAAAAUGUGUGAUCAAAUCAGUGAUGCUAUUUUGGACGCACAUCUUAAACAAGAUCCUGAUGCUAAAGUUGCUUGUGAAACUGUAACCAAAACCGGAAUGGUUAUAUUAUGUGGAGAAAUAACAUCUAAAGCUAAAGUUGAUUAUCAAAGAGUGGUUCGUGACACAAUACAGCACAUAGGUUAUGAUGAUUCAUCAAAAGGUUUUGAUUAUAAGACAUGCUCUGUAAUGCUUGCUAUUGAUCAACAAUCUCCAAAUAUUGCUUCUGGUGUACAUAUCAAUAAAUCUGAUGAAGAGGUUGGUGCUGGAGAUCAGGGUCUUAUGUUUGGCUAUGCUACUGACGAAACUGAAGAAUGUAUGCCUUUAACUGUUAUACUGGCUCAUAAGCUUAAUGAGAAAAUAGCUGAACUCCGAAGAAAUGGAGCACUUUGGUGGGCACGCCCUGACACAAAAACACAGGUAACUUGUGAAUACUAUUUAGUUGGUGGUGCUUGUGUUCCACAACGAGUUCACACAGUUGUAAUAUCUGUGCAACAUUCUGAAGAAAUUACUCUGGAAGACAUUAGACAAGAAGUUAUGUUGAAAGUUAUCAAGACAGUAAUACCAGCACAGUAUCUCGAUGACAAAACAGUUUAUCAUAUCAAUCCCUGUGGUCAAUUUGUUAUGGGCGGUCCUCAAUCUGAUGCUGGCUUGACAGGUAGAAAGAUUAUUGUUGAUACUUAUGGAGGUUGGGGAGCUCAUGGAGGUGGUGCGUUUUCAGGCAAAGACUUUACUAAAGUUGAUCGUUCAGCUGCUUAUGCAGCGCGUUGGGUUGCCAAAUCUCUAGUUAAAUCUGGACUUUGUAAACGUUGUCUUGUGCAAGUAUCUUAUGCUAUUGGAGUAGCAGAACCGAUAUCAAUCACACUUUUUCAUUAUGGCACAUCUACUAAAACUCAAAAAGAAUUGUUGGACAUUGUGCGUAAUAAUUUUGAUUUAAAACCAGGAAAAAUUGUAAAGUAA
Molecule: messenger RNA, 1041 nt
Organism: Diuraphis noxia (Russian wheat aphid)
Lineage: Eukaryota; Metazoa; Arthropoda; Insecta; Hemiptera; Aphididae
Product: S-adenosylmethionine synthase-like
Biological process (GO): S-adenosylmethionine biosynthetic process
Molecular function (GO): methionine adenosyltransferase activity; ATP binding
Source: RefSeq, a predicted model, not a curated record